Molecule: messenger RNA, 2178 nt
Organism: Epithele typhae
Lineage: Eukaryota; Fungi; Basidiomycota; Agaricomycetes; Polyporales; Epitheliaceae
Exons: 3
Coding region: 1-2178 (725 amino acids)
Biological process (GO): mitochondrion organization; phospholipid transport
Cellular component (GO): ERMES complex
Molecular function (GO): lipid binding
Source: RefSeq, a predicted model, not a curated record
AUGUCCUUCACCUUCAAAUGGCCCCGCUUCUCCGACCAGUUUCACACAAAUGCCAUACAAAUGCUCGAAUCUGCCCUCAACAAGGGCAACAAGCCUCCCGUCAUUGCCGAUAGGAUUGAGGUAGUCGAGCUUGAGAUGGGCACACAGCCGCCUGAGCUCGAGAUUCGAGACAUCGGAGAGUUGACUAUGGACCAAUUCCGCGGAAUCUUCCGAUUGACGUAUGCCGGGGAUGCGCAUAUCGUCCUCAGGACGAAGGUCCAGGCAAACCCCUUGAACCACAAACAACCGGACAUUCACCUCCUUGGCGGUUCGCGAGGCAUGCUUGCGGCCAAGCAUCCACUCGUGGUGCCCAUGCUCCUUCGACUCUCCCAGUUUCGUCUCAACUCUUACGUCGUCCUCGUCGUCUCGCGCCAGAAGGGCAUCACCCUGGUCUUCAAGACGGACCCGUUGGAGAACGUCGACAUCAACAGCACAUUUGACUCCAUUGCCGUCAUCCAGAAGUUCAUCCAGCGCGAGAUAGAGGGCCAACUCCGUCAAAUGUUCCGUGAAGAUCUUCCAGGUAUCAUCCACCGUCUCAGCCAGCAGUGGGUCAAGGCCAAGGUCGAGGCUCCCUACUUGAGCACUGAUCUCCCCACCACCGCGGUGCGCUCACGCAAGUUCGAAACGGCGUCCAACCCAGAUCCGUCCUUCUAUCGCAUUCCCCGCAUGCCUCCGCCUGGCUUUGCCCACAGCAUUCCGAUCCGUCCUGCAUCUGCGAUACCCUUCAUUCGACCUCGAUCUCCUUCCGCCCGUUCAGUGUCUAGCGCAGGAAAGCGGCCCGCUAGCUCCGUCAUCACUUCUCCCAUCACCCGCGCGCCUUCGCAGCGGCCGAGUCCUUUGAAUCCACAGGCAGACGGGCCAACCUCGUUCCCGGAAAUCGAGCACUACGACCCGACUUACGGUCUGCGGCCUGACGGGGUCCCUUCAAAGGGGACAUUCAACAACCUCCGCAGUCUCUUCAGCCAUAACAAAGGUCUUGCCGACCUGGCAGAGGAGGCUAGUGAGACCGAUUCCGUGGACGACAACCGCUCCUUCGACCCUGGCACAUGGGAGGAUUUCAUGUCCGACGGCGGGAACAUCGGCCCGUCUGUCUCCGAAGCAGGUGACGUCACGGCAUACGAGACCGUCCCUGCGGUCGGGGGCGGGACGAUCACUCGUCCGCGGGUCUACCACAGCCAGUCCCAGAUACACGCCCCAUCGGUAGACGGCAUGUCCAACGCCCCCUCAACGUCGCGAGCGCCCAUCAUCACCCGCACCUCGUCUCUCCAGUCGCUCGCAAGAACACCCUCACGACCUGGAUCACUUUAUAACCCGUAUUUUGCCGGCAUGACGCCCCUAUACGAAUCUGUGCCCGAGGCAUAUCCCCAUUCUCAACCUUACUACGCCGACUCCUCAGCGACGCCUAUGCGGCGGUCGACCUCGAUUCCGCCCGUCCCUCCCUUAGACCAUUCUCCAUAUCACCGCCCCAGCAGUCCCUCUAGCCUCCAGACACAACCCUCCCGCUCCUCCGACAUGACCAAUUCUGUCCCAACUCCUCCGCCACCCGACGUCGACGACGCCCCGAGCGUGAGCGUGCGAAUGACGCGUCCGCGACGUCUCUCUGCGACCUCGUCGAACCUGGAUGCCUUCUCUGCCGCAAGCUCGCUCGGUCCCCAUACGGACCCGAAGAUCGUCCUCCGGCCGACGCUCAACGGGAGCAUACACAAGCUCUCGACGCUCUCGCACUCAAAUCACACCCUCUCCCCCUACACCCGCACCGUCGAGCACUUCACCGUCCGCUCUGUCCCUCCCCGCGAGGCGGCCGCUGGCCUCACCCCUAGCGUCGAGCACAAGCCCGUUCGCGCACGCCGGAAGCGGUUGCACCGGCUGGGAGGUGCGAAGGCCAAGCCGCCUGCGACCCCGUCCCCGCUCGACGACGAAGACGAAGAUGAUCUUCAUCGACAACACGACCACCAUCACGACCACGACCGUCGUCCCCAUCGACAUCUGCACGACGUGGACGACGAUGACGGGAGCGUGGCAUCGAACUUCGACGCGUCGGAGAUGGACCGCUACUUCCGCGCGCGCGACGACCUCAUCCCCCGCUAUCCGAACCUGCACCCCUCGCACGUCCGCAGACGAGUGCCCCAUCCCCCGUGA